This is a messenger RNA of Knipowitschia caucasica, 468 nucleotides long. Lineage: Eukaryota; Metazoa; Chordata; Actinopteri; Gobiiformes; Gobiidae. The record is from the annotation of a GenBank genome assembly.
AUGCCCUGCACUAUCCACACAUCCCCCUGUUCAGACAGGGAGAGGCCAAGCUCCAGUGCAGACGCAGCCAACACCGUGGCACUGACCCACAGCCAGAUUGACCCUUUGUGGCUGGAUUUUGACCAGGCAGAGGCUGCAGCCAAGAAGGCCGGAGAAGACCUGUGGGAAGGACACUUGGUGUUCACUUUUGGAAAAUACUCUGGCCAGUCUUUCAGCUGGGGAACGAUCUGGGCAGGGUUGUGUGGCUACUGGCAGAAUUCUGCCAGAAGGGCGAAGCAGAGGAUGCUGCCCUAUGCCACAGUUCCCACUGUCACUUUUCACCUUGACAAGCGGCUGGAGAGAAUGUCCUGGAUGGCUCUGAGGUACAUGUCUCCACACAGCUCACUACUUGGGGCUGGGAGAAUUGUGCUUGAGGGGUGGCAAAAUUACUGGAGUAUCCUCCUCCUGCAGCACAGGCCCACGGUCUAG